AUGGCCUACUUCACCGACAACUCCGCCGACCAACUCAUCGCCGGGAGCCUCCGCUCGGGCGACGUGGUGCUGAUCAACAGGCCGUGUCGCAGCCUACAUCCGCCCGCGGCGGCGCUCUGCUGGCUCUCGAAGCACGGCCUCUCGGGCGACGGGCGGGGCUGGGACCACGCUGCACUCGUCGUCGUCAACGAGAAGAGUGAGGAGCGACUGAUGCAGGGGGGCGACAUCGCCGAGGCGACGCUGCUGCCGCUGCGCGGCGAGCGCGACACCACAGCGCUGCAGGCACCGCCGCGAAAGCAGAGAGCCGGAGCCCUGGGGUGGGGGAGGGGACGGAGGUGGCAGGCUGGCACGAGAGCGAUGCUCACCGACGAGUUCCGCAUGCAAAAGUCGCCCGACGGAUUCGAUGCCGACGCGAGCCUUACUAGAUGCGGAGCCCUCAUGCUCGAGACCACUGGAAGCCUUGACCUCCCCUCUGAUGCCGCGAGCGGUCCGGCGGGCUGCCCGUCCGCCCGCUGCGCAAAUCUGUGGGAGGUGUACAGGCGGAUGCGCGCGGGAGACCGGAGACACGCGACUCUCACCCCUGCCGACCUGAAGCGGUUGCCGCUCUUUGAGCGGCCAAUCACGCUGCGGAGCUGA
This is a messenger RNA of Emiliania huxleyi CCMP1516, 636 nucleotides long. RefSeq lists its product as hypothetical. The transcript is spliced from 5 exons. Lineage: Eukaryota; Haptophyta; Isochrysidales; Noelaerhabdaceae. The coding region runs from base 1 to 636 and encodes 211 amino acids. The record is from RefSeq and is a predicted model, not a curated record.